CUCAACAUCAAUUUGGGUUUAACAUUCCUAACACGCAAAACCCAAAUAAAAAUCUUUAAUUUCCAUUUCCUAUUAUCUUCUUCACUCACCCACCUUAGUACCUUACUCCGUUGCAAUCGCCGGCGUUAUCCGUUAUUCCGCCACCGUAAACCACCGCAACACAAUGGCCCAAUCUUGUGUUCCUUCACUCAGAUUUAAUCCUCUUGUUUUUUCUCCCACUAAAAACCCUAAUUCCAUUUCUGAACACACUUUCGUCCCUCUUCGUUCCAGGAAAGUGAGAAUUAAUGAGAAAAGGAGUUGUUCAGUGAAAGCUGUUUAUUCCAGUGAUUAUUCGACACUCGACAAGAAUUCGAGGCAAGGAGUAUGGUCUAUUAGGGAGGAUGUGCAAGUUCCAUCAUCUCCUUACUUCCCGACUUAUGCACAAGGUCAAGGGCCGCCUCCAAUGAUGCAAGAACGGUUUCAGAGUGUUAUCAGUCAGCUUUUUCAAUAUAGAAUUAUACGAUGUGGCGGUGCUGUUGAUGAUGAUAUGGCAAACAUUAUAGUUGCUCAGCUCUUAUAUCUUGAUGCUGUUGAUCCUAACAAGGAUAUUGUGAUGUAUGUGAACUCUCCUGGUGGUUCCGUCACUGCUGGUAUGGCCAUAUUUGACACCAUGAAGCAUAUCCGACCCGAUGUUUCCACUGUCUGUGUUGGACUUGCCGCUAGUAUGGGUGCCUUUCUCCUUGGUGCGGGCACUAAAGGAAAAAGGUUUAGUCUUCCGAAUUCUAGGAUAAUGAUUCAUCAACCUCUUGGUGGAGCCCAAGGUGGUCAAACUGAUUUAGAUAUUCAGGCUAAUGAAAUGUUGCAUCAUAAGGCAAAUUUGAAUGGAUAUUUGGCAUACCACACCGGACAAAGCCUUGACCGAAUCAACCAAGACACAGACCGUGAUUAUUUCAUGAGUGCUAAAGAAGCCAAGGAAUAUGGACUUAUAGAUGGCGUUAUCACGAAUCCCCUCAAAGCCCUCCAACCACUACAAGCUGCCUAGUAAGCAUCAGUAAUCAAUUUUAGCUGUGUAAACCAACAUUAUAAUUUGCUCCACUGAAGCGUACCAUCAUGGAUGUUGUGCCAAGUUGAAUAGUAUGCCGACUUAUGCGCCUCUCAUGAUGAGUCUUCUGGAUCCCUUUCUUGCUAUUUUGUACCAAUUAGAACUCUCUUUACACAUAAAAACGGUAAUGUAAUAUUUUUCUCUGAGUACAUCUUAUUCUAAUUGUAGUCUUGUUCUUUCA
Erigeron canadensis is the source of this 1262-nucleotide messenger RNA. RefSeq names its product ATP-dependent Clp protease proteolytic subunit 5, chloroplastic. The coding region runs from base 164 to 1021 and encodes 285 amino acids. Lineage: Eukaryota; Viridiplantae; Streptophyta; Magnoliopsida; Asterales; Asteraceae. Gene Ontology annotation, molecular function: serine-type endopeptidase activity; ATPase binding; ATP-dependent peptidase activity. The record is from RefSeq and is a predicted model, not a curated record. Gene Ontology annotation, cellular component: endopeptidase Clp complex. The transcript has 9 exons. Gene Ontology annotation, biological process: protein quality control for misfolded or incompletely synthesized proteins.